Molecule: messenger RNA, 7885 nt
Organism: Zootoca vivipara (common lizard)
Lineage: Eukaryota; Metazoa; Chordata; Lepidosauria; Squamata; Lacertidae
Gene: TEF
Product: TEF transcription factor, PAR bZIP family member
Biological process (GO): regulation of transcription by RNA polymerase II
Cellular component (GO): nucleus
Molecular function (GO): RNA polymerase II cis-regulatory region sequence-specific DNA binding; DNA-binding transcription factor activity, RNA polymerase II-specific
Source: RefSeq, a predicted model, not a curated record
CGCCGUCGGUGUCGAGUGGUGGCGGGUCGGCCCCUCCCUCUCCCUUCGCGGGCGCCCCCUCAGCUGGCCUCGUUCGCCGCCGCCUCUACCACUCGCCCCUCUCAGGGCCUUUACGGGGAGGGUGGGGGUGUCUCGGAAGCCGCCGCCGCUCGCCGACCGCUUGGCUAUAGUAUGUCCAGCCGUGCCGUGCACCAAGAAGCGGCGGCGGGGACCGCGGGAGCCGCGCAGCAAGAGCGGGGCCUGACGGGCGCCUUCCCCUUGGUGCUGAAGAAGCUGAUGGAAAACCCGCCGCGGGACACGCGCCUCGAUAAAGAGAAGAAGGAAAAACUUGAGGAAGAUGAAGCGGCAGCUGCUAGUACAAUGGCAGUCUCUGCCUCCCUCAUGCCUCCCAUCUGGGACAAAACAAUUCCUUAUGAUGGGGAGUCUUUCCACCUGGAGUACAUGGAUCUGGAUGAGUUCCUGUUGGAGAAUGGAAUCCCUUCCAGUCCUACUCACCUGGAUCUGAACCAGAACCCACUGCUGCCUGUGGCUGAGUUGGAAGGAAAAGAACCUGCCAGUGUUUCUGCUGCUACCACCCCACUCUCAUCAUCUUCCACAGUGGUUUUCCAGCCAUCAGAAACUACCACAAGUGCAGAAUCCUCACCAGAUAACGAGAGACUGACUCCCAGCCCUGUUGAUCCCGAGUGUGUUGAGGUUGAUGUGAAUUUCAACCCUGACCCUGCUGAUUUAGUGCUGUCCAGUGUUCCAGGAGGUGAGCUCUUCAACCCUAGAAAGCAUAAGUUUGCUGAAGAGGACCUGAAACCACAACCCAUGAUUAAAAAAGCCAAGAAAGUCUUUGUCCCGGAAGACCAAAAGGAUGAAAAAUAUUGGACUAGGCGGAAGAAGAAUAAUGUGGCAGCCAAACGAUCUCGUGAUGCUCGUCGCCUGAAAGAGAACCAGAUCACAGUCCGAGCUGCCUUUCUGGAGAAGGAGAAUACAGCUCUGAGGACCGAGGUGGCAGAGCUGCGAAAGGAAAUGGGAAAAUGCAAGAACAUUGUCUCUAAAUAUGAGAGCAGAUAUGGACCCUUUGACUUAUCCGAUUCCGAGUGAUGCAACUUUAAAGACUCUUAAAAUCACAAAGAAACUAAAAACUACACAUGAAACCACCUGCCAUCAGAAUGAAUAGUGAAAGAUGUGAGGUGUUCCACAACUGAUGAUGACCCUGCUUGCCUGCAAGUACCUCCCUCUGAACUACCCAAGGGCUGAGCAUGAUGAAAAGACCAAGGUCUCUAAGGAUACAUUUCUUGUUGUACUGCUAUUUUUCCUUGUACCCACAACAUGCAGUACAGUUAUUAACUCUUUUCAAUGACACUUGGUGCUCGUGUCCUUGAGUUCAGUUUGAAUAAUUAGUGGUGAUCCUUUAUUGGGAGGAAGGGGCAAGUAUUAAGGGAAUAUAACUAUAAAUAUUCAAGAUUUCCUUCUGUGUUUCUUUUUCAUAUCUGUUCUUUGCUUUAGAAUGGAUAUCAAUAUUGCAGCUAAAUUCUGUUAAUCUAUUGUAUCUUGUACUAUUGGAACAGAAACAGCAUAUAUAUGUGGAAAACAGAUUAAAAAUAAAUAUGUUUUGGUGCAAUAUUCAACCAACAUAUCAAUUAAAAUAGAAGUAAUGGGAAAUAACACGUACCCCAAGAUGCACUAUAUCUUAACAAAUGCUAGCACAUUAGAUGCACCUUAUUUUCUCGGCUGAUUAAAGCUGACACUCACUUUCUGAAAUUAGCACUUUUUCUUCAGCUUGCUGAUUCUGACAAUAGAAUGAUUGUGAUGGCAUGCUGAUGCAUUUUCACAAUCUACUUGUAAUAAUUCUAAGAGAUUUCUAUUUCCUUACUUUCAUAAACAUAGAUGUGUAAUGAAGAGGGAGUAUAAUAAAAGGACAGGUUGCGAAAGUAGGGUAAGUCAGUUACUCAUUUUAUCUGCUGUUGCCUAUCUUCUAGAAGAUGCAAGUUCAACAUGUACAGUAGUUUACUUUCUCUUGCUGAAUAAAUUGCCCCAAGUCUCUUAUCAAAAUUAGUGUGGCCUUCUGAUUGCCCCAACUGAAUAAUGCCGCAAUAAUUGCUGAUUUUCAUUUCUUCUACCUGGUCCUGUACGUGUUAGAAAUAAAAUAAGCAACGUUUAUGCUGUUUUCCCCUACUAUUUUUCCCUUAAAUAUUUCUGAAUUUCACUUGAGUGCCUGUACAUAGUAUGAUGAGCAUUGGACUCAUAAAUCUGAAGCAUCAGACAUCGCACAGUUGGAAUAUCCUAUCAGAUACAUGCCUAUGUGGUAGCAGAACCUGUUGUAUAGACCCUAGGGACAGCACAGUGGCUUGUGGAAAUAGGGUAUUUCAAUUCUGUAGAAGUUACACCCUGAACGUGAUCUACAAUCUACAUGAAAUGUGUCAAGAAUAGAUAUAUUGCAAAACUGGAUAAAACCCACACCCAUUUGUCAUAGGACUAAUGACUGGGUUAGCAGGCUUCCAUCAGUUGAUUAGGAAAGCAUAGCACAGAGGUUGCCAACCUUUUAAGGCUUGUGGGCACAUUUGGAAUUUUGGACAAGUGCACCAUCCCUUCUGGCCACUUCCCUCAGCCAGAUCAGCCUCCCCACAGAAAGAAGAAUUAAUCUGGGCCUUGAAAAGGACAUGGAGCUAAAAGAGAAAGUGGAAAGAAGCAUCAUUCUUCCAAUCUCCUCAUUCAGCUCUAUGCGUUCCCCCCUUGCCAGCUCAUCAAAAGGGCAGGAAGUAAGAGGGGCUUAUUUGGCCUGGCAGAACCAUGAGAAGACCUCAAGGGCACUAUUGUGCCUGCAGUUCAAUGCUGACAAUAUUUUUAUAACAUUAUACUGUUUCAAAAUUCAUAAACAGAAAACAUAUAAUAUGUGCAUGGAGUCACAAAUUAAUAAGAAUCAAAAAAUGUUCCAUGUUCAUGGAUUAUUUCUUUGGUAUGGGAGGUAGAUAAUAUAUCAUUAGCAUAACCAGGUCUUCCACCUUCAUCUUGGUAACCAAUUUAUAGUGAUAACAGUAGAGAAUAAUGUUCUUAAUUUGCACUAACGUUUAACAUUAAUUUGUCCAAAGAAAUAGUGCAGGAUGCCUGCUGUAAGUAUGCAUACACUUCUACAUACUGCUAUUUAAUUAUAUAAUGGAAUGACCAGAGUGUGAUCUGUAGGAUUACAGACCUUGAGGGGAACAGUAAUCUCUUUAUGGAUACCCAGUUACUAUCAACAUGCCACUGAAGAUUCAAGGGUUAACAACUUUUAAUUUUUUAAUAAAUAUUGUAGAGAAGAAAGAAAAUCUUCAAAAGCAAAUAAUCCAUAUAAUAGAGAAUUUUGUUAUGGUAAUCUUAAUGUACAUGAUCAUCCCCUUGAGAGAGAUUGAAAUAGAAUAUCCCCUCUAACUGAAUUUCAUCCAUAGAUUAAAUUAAUUGAAUAAAUAAUUUGUAUUUAAAUAAUAAUUUAGAAGUUGAUCUUCCUUUUCUUAAAGAUUUCAUUUCAUUGUACAGGCUUAGCAUAGGCAUUUAACCUCUGUUUAUUGGUUUUUAAUCAUUAUUUAAUAGUCAUGUGAGAUUUCUACUUUGCAACUAGAGCAAUGAUUUAGGUUUAAGGCAUAAUUUGUGGUUCUUUGUGAUCAAUCUCUGUGCAGGUUUCAUGUGGAAUUUUGGUGGAGUUUCCCCUUAUUCAUUACUUUUGUAUCAUUCAUUCAGGAAGUAAUGGAGGCAUAUACUUAGUGCUGUGGGUACUGAAGCCUUUAUAAGUUUUUAUAUUAAACCUAUGAUAUUAAUCUUGGUUGCUGUUUUGUAUAACUAUUAAAUUCCCAAUGUCUUUGCGGGUGGGUUUUUAAAAAAUAUAUUCAUUGGCACUUUCCCUUUCUGUGCUGUGCUGUGCUGUAUUGUGCCGAAUAACCAAGUAUUCUAGAUGUAGAGCUUGCUUCUAGUACUCCCUAGUGGGCCGUCCUUCUGUCAGGUAUCAAUAUAACAGGUGCAGUUAAAGAGAACCAGCAGCUAAAGCUUACAGAGAUACUGUAAAAUUGUUAAGAGCAAAUAUAUUUUGAGUAGUUAAGACAUACUAGAAUCUCUAUGGUGUUGUUUUUUACAGAAUUCCUAAACACCUCUGGGCCAUAAGCAUCGAGUUCAAUUUUUUUUCUACCCCCACCCCAAAAACACAGAAAACCCACAGAAAUUGGGGAUGUUUUAACACAGAUUCUCAUGUUGAGGCUGAUUCACCCAAUAAAGGCAGCUAUACAAAACUGAAUUGUUUCAACUUCUAGAGUAACAGAAAUCUUACAAAUCUGAACCUUUGCUAAGGAAAAAAAAGGUGCAUUAUCGAUCUUUUUGUAUAUGCACCUCUGCUUUCCUGGAAAAAAUUGUAAAGAGUUCACUAGUAUUCAUAUACCUUUCAGCUAAAUAGCUACUUCAUGUAUUUCAUGUGUGCACCCUUUUAGAUCUGCCUUUUUAAAUGCUCACCUAAAUGUUGUGAGUGUGAUAACCAUGUGUUUGCAAACAUACAUAAUACAGACUCACUUAAAAUAUAAUUUUAUAUCCUGCGUACAUAUAAUAAUAAUUAGAAUAAUUUUAUUAUUUAUACCCCACCCAUCUAGCUGGGUUGCCCCCAAAAGUCUCCCAUCCAAAUAAUUGAUCAGGUUGACACCUGCUUGGCUUCACCUGCAAUGCUGGAGCCUCAGGCAUCUACGGGCACAACUCCAGGCAGCCUUGAUUAACUGCACCUCACUAUGGAGCACACGGUCUGUGACAGAUCUGAGGUUUGCCUCUGUGCAAUGUGCAUAGCAGCGCUAAUGCUGGCAAAUUGAAAAUUCUUAACUGAUUACUGUCCCUUUUUCAGUUUGAAAACCAGUUACAGAGAGAAGACAGGUGUGACCUGUAUAGAGCAGUGAGAUUUGUUUGGAAGAAGCUUUAUCUUGUUCAAGCAUGCUCUUUAAAAACAAACAAAAUAAAAAAACUGUUUCGCAAGUUUGCAGCCAAAGCCAGGUGUGCAUGUGGCCAGGGGCGGAGGAAGGGGGUGAGGGGGAGCGGUUCACCCCAGGUGUCUUCGCUGAGGGGGGUGACAUUCGGUGUGCCGCCCACCCGUGACUCCCAAUCCUACCCUUUGCCGGUGGCAUUCCCCCCUUCUUCUUCCUUUGUUUUGACAACUUGGGAGAGGCUUGGGAGUUGCAAUGGGCAGCACACUGAAUGUCACCCCCCUCAGUGAAGACACCUGGGGCUCCCUCCGCCCCCAGCUGCAGGGUGCAUUCACCUAGCGUGCACCUGGGAGGGCACCCUCUGCGCCCCGCCCCCUCGGGAGCACGCCCACCCUGGUUAGCGCGGGCAUAUGCUCCGCCACUGUGUGUGACACUGAUAGGAUGGCAACUACAACAAUGCACACACAGUUUUCCGCUUUAAAAAAACACUUUUGUCCUUUUUUCAUUAACGAAAUAAGGCAAGGCUGAUUUCUGAGCCAGCAUUGAAUUCACUGGUAUGCAGAUCUCAUUAAGCUGAGAAGCAGGGAAGAAUUCACUGGAUGGUAUGCAACUACGUUUUACUCAAAGUAGAUCCAUGGAAACUAAUGAACCUGACUUAAAUUAGGUCCAGUAAUUUCAAUGGGUGUAGUCUGAAUAAAACCCUCUCUUUUCCCCCUGUGGCUCCAAAACAUACUCUAUAUAUUACAUCUGCUUUUCUCAGAUUUGCCACAGAAACUAUAAAAAUACUUAAGUGAAUGGCAACUACAUUCCCUCACAAUGGCAAUGCCUGGUAUGUCCCCCACCUUGCUAAACAACUUUCUUAUGAAAACAACACAAGUUUAUGCUCUCCUGGGCUGAAUGGUGCCAAGCAAGGAAGAUUUAACAUUGUAAGAGACAAGGCAUUGCUGAGUUCAAAGUCAUUCUCAUUGUGAACUUUAGAUACUACAGUAAUUCUCUUCAUUUGAGUUAAUUUAUAAUGAGAAUUGCUUUUGAUGUGAAAGCUUGUCAACUUGAUUAUAUUUCUGGUGAACUUGUACUAUCUAAUUAUAAUGAAAAGAAUGUGAGGCUGAGGAGGGAAUGUAAUAAUUCUGUUUUUCAGACUCUUAAUAAUAUAUCUCCCCCCCCCAUAACCUCCCACUGCUCCAUUAAUGCACAUGGUUCUUACUUGUGGUUCCUAGUAGUGCUUUCUUGUGAACUUUAUCUGAAUUAAUCAGCAAGGCAGCCUCCUAAUACAAAACUGAGGCUGAGGUGUUCUUUGUAUUGUUUUGCUGAACUAGGAUAACAAUUACUGGUAACUUGUGCUUUGAAGCAUCAGUUGGCAAGGUGUUAAGUUGGGUCCAGAAUAGCAGAAGUGUAGUGUUUUUCCAUUUGUGUCUGAAACACGGUAAUAACAUGAUUAUUGGAAUACUGUAUUUUGUACAACAAAAUAUGUAAAUACACUUUAAUAUUAAUCUCAGUCCUCAUGGAGUAAUAAGUGCUUUCAUUGUAACCUCUGCAAAUUAAGAUAUUUUAAUGUAGCAUGGUUUGAGGAUUUUGUUUCUUAGAAAAUGCAGAAAUCAAGCAAAAUUUAAUUAUUGUAGAGCUUUGGUUUGUGAUACUUUCUGUUUACAAAAUGUUUAAUAAACCACAAAAAGCAGAGACACUGAGAAUUGGCAUGGGAGGUAUUUCUGUGGUCACUGAGUUUAUUCAUAAUCAUACUCAGCUGGUUUUAUUUGGAGGCAAGCCUAUCUUGCCAGCUAGCAGUAUCUUCAUGCAUUAAUUCCUGUUGGCAAAAAGCACAUGAUGAUUUCAGAAAUGCAAACUACUCUGAAUGUUGUGUUCAUAUGUGCUCUUUGCACCAGUCUGGUGUGAAUUGUCAUUCAGCACACUAUACAUUAGGUUUAUGGUAGUUUAGCCAUAAAAAACUGGUAGAUGAAUUUGGAAAUAGUUUUUUUGUCAGUAUUCUACAUUGGGAUCUGGUGCAUGCAACGUACUUCCCUUAGCGUUUCUCCAGCUUAGUGACACUAUUUCUGCUGUUAAAACUCCAUUAUCAUUGGCAUGGAAAACUUUAUCUCGGGUCAGCAAACUUUUUCAGCAGGGGGCCGGACCACUGUCCCUCAGACCUUGUGGGGGGGCGCACUAUAUUUGGGGGGGGGGGAUGAACGAAUUCCUAUGCCCCAUAAAUAACCCAGAGAUGCAUUUUAAAUAAAAGGACACAUUCUAUUCAUGUAAAAACAUGCUGAUUCCCGGACCUUCCGUGGGCCGGAUUUAGAAGGUGAUUGGGCCGCAUCUGGCCCCCGGGCCUUAGUUUGGGGCUCCCUGCUUUAUCUGCUUAUAAAAUAGCUGGAUACGGUGUUCCUUUAAAAAUAUGUUCUCAGAUAAUCCUGCAGCGUAGCUAUGUUAUUUUUCCAUAAUUAGAUUAACUACUCAGGAGUUUCAUUGUCUUUAGUCCCUUCUGUUCAUUUGGAGCAGCAGGUAAGUGUUUAGCUCCAUUUGUCAUUAAACGGGGAAAUGUGACUGCAAUAUAAAAUGCGACCUUUUUUGGUCAAAACUACUCUUUAUUUUUGCUGUAUAACAUUUGCAUUUCUCUUUGAUGCGUUCCAGUAUGUACUGAGUGAAUGUAAAAAUGUCUCUAUCCCUACCCCCCCCCAUACGCAAAUGAAUAAGACUAUCGAAAGGACUUAAAAAUGAUAAUCCUGGUAAGAAAAAAAACACAUGUUCAUACUCAAAGCCUACCUGGUAUUCAUUUUUAUGACACUUUCUAAAUGAUAGAAUUAAGCAUAUGAGCUCUUUGAUUGUGGAAGCCUGAGCUGGAUUGUCUGGGUAUGUUAAAGUCUCUCUGCUAAGUGUCUUUUUAAAAAGAAUGGUUUUGUUUUAAAAAUGUAAAGUUUUGACUGUAUUGAAAUGUUGGAUUUCUCCCCUCUUAAAAAUAAAUAAAGUGUAUAUUCUACUAA